Emericellopsis atlantica is the source of this 1126-nucleotide messenger RNA. RefSeq lists its product as uncharacterized. Lineage: Eukaryota; Fungi; Ascomycota; Sordariomycetes; Hypocreales; Bionectriaceae. The record is from RefSeq and is a predicted model, not a curated record. The coding region runs from base 186 to 887 and encodes 233 amino acids. The transcript has 3 exons.
UUGCAUCAUGCAUGUCAACUUGAGUCUCACUACAUUCCCACUGGGUAGAGAUUCAAGCCCAUCUUGUCGAAUCACCCUCAACGGCGCAGAUGCCCGAGAUUUACUGCUUCUCUCCAUGCCUGCGCAUUGCCCGUUGCAUGCCGCCGCCCAUAUGCCAGCCCUGAUAAAGACGUACCCAGUUAGCGAUGCUGGCAUGCGCAAUCAUCUCGCAGCACAUGUGGCGUACGGAUAGUCGGCCAGGUUGUGUCGUUGGGCAGAAAGAAGUGUUGGGCAAUUUUCGGAAGCUUUGCUAUCUGCACGGCCCUAAUAUAUUUCGGCUCUCUUUCGGACUCCAGCACAAACUAUUGCAAGCGGUCGUUGCAGAUAUUGAAGCCCUUGCUUUUGGCGGAUGCAUACGUGGCAUAUUCAAAGAUUGUCGCGGCGAAGACGUAAAGAGUGUCACUGGCCCAGCGUCAUUCAAGUGUCACACUACAACCGUCUCGCAAUAUUUACGUACAAGGGCAGGACGCCCAAAGGCCGGUCACGACAUACAGAACCUGGAGCUACUACAUGACAAGAAGCUUUUGGAAGAUCUGCAUAUCACAGGCUGCAUCACACUGAGUGGAGGUUCUCCAAACCCACUACCCCAGAUAGCUGCUGGCCGUGCUCCUGGGAGUUGCUAUGAUCGGAAGGCUAUACGAUUUCAUGUAACACAUGGUUCUGUACGUAUAGCAUGUCCCGGCAUGGUGCAUCGGAUCUCGACUCCCACAACAGCCGUGGAAUCUCGGCAUGACUGUUUGGGGCGGGCGGUGUCUGGCUUCGGGCCUCUGAGCUUCUAUUUUUACCUAUCCUGGCCUGCGUUGGGUCACUUGGAUAAUCACAAGCUACCCCUGCGUCUGAACCUUUGAAUUCGGCCGAGGGGCAUGUCGAUCGACGCUCCGUCAGCAAGGGGUGCACGACUUUGGUGCCAGCACGUACGUACGUACGUAUUCUUCGGUGAAUUCCCUCCAACGUUGUUGUCGGCCAUGCGCUGCCUACAUUGAGUCACGCAUGACCAACCUUGAUUCUGCUGGUUGACUCGGCAGGGUUGGCGGCGCCCCGGAUGGAAUGCAACUAGACUCUGAAAUUUCGUGCCGUGCCGUGCCGC